This is a messenger RNA of Quercus lobata, 1232 nucleotides long. It is a transcript of the gene LPPGAMMA, whose product is annotated as Phosphatidic acid phosphatase (PAP2) family protein. Gene Ontology annotation, molecular function: dolichyldiphosphatase activity. Lineage: Eukaryota; Viridiplantae; Streptophyta; Magnoliopsida; Fagales; Fagaceae. The transcript is spliced from 2 exons. The record is from RefSeq and is a predicted model, not a curated record. Gene Ontology annotation, cellular component: endoplasmic reticulum membrane; intracellular membrane-bounded organelle. The coding region runs from base 222 to 911 and encodes 229 amino acids. Gene Ontology annotation, biological process: lipid biosynthetic process; protein N-linked glycosylation.
CCAUAACCAGGCAGGUCUGCCGUUCACGAAAAUCACGCUUGUGUUGUGGGCUCGCGGCCCUCAUGUGAACGGACCUUUAUAGUGCAGGUCUUUAACAAGGCCUCUUUUUUCCUUUUAGCGUCAACGCUUUCCCGAGAAACAAACACCAAAAAAUAAUCCAUCAAAACCAAAAUCCUCCCUCCUUAACCACCAUUUUCCCACCUGAAUUGAAACCCAGAAUUAUGCACCAUUCACACACGACGAUGCCUCCACCGCCACUGAAGGCCGUGACACUGGUCCACGUGCGGUACCGGAGAGGAGAUCAGUUGGGUCACUUCCUAGCUUGGGUUUCCCUGGUCCCAGUUUUCAUCAGCCUCGGCGGCUUCGUCUCCCACUUCAUCUUCCGCCGCGAACUCCAAGGCAUGUUCUUCGCUCUCGGCCUCAUAAUCUCCCAAUUCGUCAACGAGUUCAUCAAGACCUCCGUACAGCAAGCUCGGCCCGAGACCUGUGCUCUCCUCGAGAUGUGCGACUCGCACGGCUGGCCUUCGAGUCACUCUCAGUACAUGUUCUUCUUCUCCGUUUACUUCUCGCUCAUGACCUAUAAAGGGUAUGGGCUGUUUCGCACGACGAGCAAGUGGGCAGUGCAUUUCUGGCUUUGGUCUAUGGCGUUUCUCACCAUGUAUUCGAGGGUGUAUUUGGGUUACCACACAGUUGCUCAGGUCUUUGCUGGGGCUAUUCUGGGAGCUUUUCUUGGGGCGGUGUGGUUUUGGUUUGUGAAUUCUGUGCUCAUUGUUUACUUUCCGGCUAUUGAGGAAAGCGCGUUUGGGAGGAUGUUCUAUGUCAAGGACACGUCUCAUAUACCCAAUGUGUUGAAGUUCGAGUACGAUAAUGCCAGGGCUGCUAGGAAAAACUUGGCUGCCAAGAACAAUUGAGUCGUGGAAUUCAUCUGGGUAAAUUGAAUGACAUGAUUCAAUAAAUGUUACUUUUGGUUUGAUCACUUCAUUUGGGGGCGAGGAAAGGCAGCUGUUUGAGGGAUCAAUACUGGAGUCUAGAUUGUUUUAUGUUUGUAAAGACCACAUAUUCUAAUACUUGCAUAAAUUCUACCAUGCUGAAGAAGUAUUGUAGAAAUAUAUAUUUUUGGAUACAUGUAGAAACUUCCAACAUUUAACAUGUGUAGCAAUCACUUGGAUCGUUCAAAAAUUGUUUCAACUCAUUGAAGGGAAGUAUUUGCUUGGGUAUUAUCUUUUUCAUUA